Chrysemys picta bellii (western painted turtle) is the source of this 451-nucleotide messenger RNA. NCBI's taxonomy places the organism in Eukaryota, Metazoa, Chordata, Testudines, Emydidae. The record is from RefSeq and is a predicted model, not a curated record.
UGGAACAGCUGCUCCAAAGUUGUUGAGACUGAAAAGUCAGAGGUCAAGGUGAAACGGGGCAGAGUCUCCAUCAUAGACAGUCACAGCACGAGCACAUUCACUGUGACCACGGAGAACCUGAAUCUGGAAGAUGCUGGGAUCUACUGGUGUGGAAUAAAUAUGAAAGGUGGAGGUGAUCCUUAUUCCCUUGUUAACUUGACUGUUCUCCCAGUUUCCAUAUUUUCCCCUUAUGCCCUCCAGCCUUUCCUUCCUAGCCUCAUCUCCACCAUGUGCUCCACUAGGGUUCCUAGUACCGCACACCCCCAGGACCUCCAAUUCCAAUCCAUCAUCAUCUGUUUCCUGCUCCCGGUUUUAUUGAAGGUUCUCCUCUUCCUGUGCAUAGUUUGUGCUGUGAUCUGGAUGAAUAUGCGCUACAGGAGGAGCCACAGGGAGAUGGUGCCAGACAGACAAG